AUGGAGGGUUAUGACUUGGGUGUGAGAAAAGGAGCUUGGACUAGAGAGGAAGAUGAUCUUCUGAGGAAGUGCAUUGAGAAUCAAGGUGAAGGAAAGUGGCACCAAGUUCCUUACAAAGCAGGGUUGAAGAGGUGCAGGAAGAGCUGUAGACUAAGGUGGGUGAACUAUUUGAAGCCAAAUAUCAAGAGAGGAGAGUUUGCAGAGGAUGAAGUAGAUCUAAUAAUUAGGCUUCACAAGCUUUUAGGAAACAGGUGGUCAUUGAUUGCUCGAAGACUUCCAGGAAGGACUGCGAAUAAUGUGAAAAAUUACUGGAACACCCGAUCGCGGACGGAUUAUUGCAUGAAAAAGAUGAAAGACAGAGCCCAAGAAACAAUAAAGACCACAAUAAGGCCACAACCAAGAAGAUUCACCAAAAGUUCAAAUUGUUUGAGUUUUAAAGAACCAAUUUUGGACCAUACUCAACGUGAUUGGUGGGAGACCUUUUUUGAUGACAAGGAUGCUACUGAAAGAGCUACAGGUUCUGGUCUUGGGUUAGAUGAAGAACUGCUCGCAAGUUUUUGGGUUGAUGAUGAUAUGCCACAAUCGACAAGAAAAUGA
Molecule: messenger RNA, 597 nt
Organism: Prunus dulcis (almond)
Lineage: Eukaryota; Viridiplantae; Streptophyta; Magnoliopsida; Rosales; Rosaceae
Product: transcription factor MYB114-like
Exons: 3
Coding region: 1-597 (198 amino acids)
Source: RefSeq, a predicted model, not a curated record